UAGAUGGCCGACAUGACGAUUGCAUAAAAUCAUUGAGUGUGUUUUCUUGUCAACCUUUUACAAUAACAUUUACGAGUUGUUCGGAAGUUCAUUAACAACCGACAAGAAAGCUAUUCACAGCAAGUAAAACAGCUGGUUGAUCAUACUAUUUUUGAAUCCGAUCAAAGUUAUUUUGCGUUCAAGAUAUUAUUGCAGAAAUGAGAUUUAAGAAUCGGUUUUUAGAUUUUCAUCUCUUAUUGCGUUGUUCGGCGUUGCCUUCGAUCGCUCGAUGUAGAGCGUAAUGUAAAAGGAAUUGCUUUUUAAGAGACUAUUUUUAUUGUGUAUAAAGAUGGGGUGCUUCAAAUGUUCAUCGUUCAGAUCCUGUUGGAACUCCACGAAAAUGUUUUUAAUUUCACCUGAGGAAAGUGUUCGCAGGAAACGCAGAUUACUGCUAGGAAUUCUUGUUUUACUACUGGUUAAUGUCAUAUGGGUCGCAUCAGCAGAACUCAGUUCAUAUAUCUUUCAAGAUGAAGGUUACAAUAAGCCCUUCUUCUCAACGUACUUCAAGACUUCAGCAUUCAUGGUUUAUUUAGCAGGAUUUUUGUUUUACCAACCGUGGCAGUAUCAGUGCCUCUUGUGCUUUAGGAAAAAAGUACAGAAACCUUCAAGGGCCAUCAGAGUGAUGUCAAACAAUGGUGUUAUAACCCCAGCAAGAGAGAACAGCUCAUUACUUUCAAGCCCACAAUCCUCAAGAUCAUCUUCUCCUGGUCUCACACAGAGACAGUACUUGACUGAAUCUGUAUUUGAACCAAUCACAGAUGAGGAGAUAAGUCAAGCAAAUGAAAAUCUAUGUGAUGCUGAGAAUGGCAUAAAUGAUACCAGACAUGUGCGUUUUAAUAAUGUUAGAGAAGUCAGACAUUUAAAAGCUGAUAAAUAUUCACAUUAUGCAAGAAUGUCUCAUGUUGUUUCCGAACGCUUAAAAGAUGUGGCUAAAACAGCAUCAGAAAAAAUCAAUUUGUCAAGAGUUUCAAAAAUAGCCGUGACAUUUUGUUUCCUGUGGUUCUUGGCGACAUUGGGAUAUCAAGAGGCUUUAAAUGAUACAUCACCUGCUGCAGUCAACAUACUUUCCUCUACCUCAGGACUAUUUACUCUUCUACUUGCGGCAGUAUUUCAAAGCUCACCUUCUGAUAGAUUUACUCUCUCAAAGGUGUGUGCUGUUGUAUUAAGUAUUUGUGGCAUUACCAUGGUAAUCCUGUCAGAUACGAAGAGCACCAAGGCUGAAGUAAACUAUGGAGCUAUAUGGGCUUUGGCAAGUGCGUUUCUAUAUGCAUGUUAUUUAGUGUUUUUGAAAAAGAAAGUCCCGGAUGAGAGUAAAAUAGACAUUCCAAUGUUCUUUGGUUUUGUUGGACUGUUCAACCUAGUUCUACUAUGGCCAGGAUUCUUUAUUCUUCAUUAUACGAAAGUCGAACGAUUUGAGUUACCACCGAGUAUACAUGUUUGGGGAUACUUGACGUUAAAUGCUAUAGUUGGAACUGUUGUCUCUGAAUUUUUAUGGCUUUGGUCAUGACGUGUCUGAAGAAGUGUCUUGUUAUUCUACGUAUCACCAGUCCUCCUAACCAAUUUGAAGAUGAACAGCGGCAAAACCUUAUUGAAGAGGAAGAACAACAUGAUAGCAUUAACCAAGUACCCACGUGACGUCAUGCUCACGCCAUACCAUUAGCCAAUUAAUACAAUGCAUGCAUGACGCAUACCUUGAACAGCAUGCCAGCUCUUUUUCGUUUGCACGUUACGUCAUCGCGGCCAUGUUGGUACCAUUUAACAAAAGAUUUCUCAUUAGCAUCCAUUGUUAACGGUACCACAAUGGCCGCCAUGUUUUUGUCUUUUAACUCUCUUGGGAAUGCUAGCUUGCAACCCAUCAAUCUCUUCUCUAGGCAGAACUAGACACAAGACAGGAAACGUUUGAGAUUCUAUUUAGUACUUUUAGUUUUAUUUUAUUUUUUAAAACACUUUACACUUUAAUGAAUAUUUAGAUAAGCCAAAUUACAUUCAAAAAGCUUAAACAUAGAAGAGACCUUUAGCAUCAGGUUUACCGUUGACCGCUAGAGAUGAGGCCCAGAAACACAACCGCAAACACGGACUAACAUUCAGCAUCAAUGAAAUUUAAUAUGGCGGCUCUUCCAGCGACUUUGUUAUGACGACUUGCUAAAUGUCUAAAGAUUGACCAUAGUUAACUGUGGUUUGACGGAAAACGCCAGACGUCGAACUACAGUUUGAGGUUUGCAGUACCUAGCAAGAAAAAGUCGUGCUCAAUGUCUCUAUUUUCGUUCCAAGACUGAGUUAGCCAAAUUGUACGAUUUUGGUUAUGAGGAGGCUCUACAAGAAUGGUUCAAUAAUGAGCCAGCGAGUGCGACGUCGCGUAAGUCUAGUAGAGUCCGUACGUAAUCGUUGUAACGUUAAGAAAAUGUAAAUAUAUGAAAUUGAAAAAAAUAAUUACGAUACCGCAAAAA
Actinia tenebrosa (Australian red waratah sea anemone) is the source of this 2486-nucleotide messenger RNA. Its product is annotated as solute carrier family 35 member F5. NCBI's taxonomy places the organism in Eukaryota, Metazoa, Cnidaria, Anthozoa, Actiniaria, Actiniidae. Gene Ontology annotation, cellular component: membrane. The record is from RefSeq and is a predicted model, not a curated record.